CAGUCAUUGCCAAGAAGAACAUUUCUCUAGUGGUGUGCCCUCCCCAUCUCCCACAGGCGGGUAUAUGAAUAAUGCAACAGGGGAGGGGUGGAGGACACACUGUGUGUGCAAAAAAAGAGGUGUAGUUCCUCCUUUCUCCCUCUCCUCCCUCACUCUCUUUCCAUUCUCCUCCCCUCCCGUGUUCACCCAACCCCCCUAACAGGCGGCCGCACUGCAGAAGGUCAGAGGGAGAAGAAGAGGAGUGAGGCAGAGGGAGACACGGGGUGGGCCGACUGGAUGUAUACGAACAUGCCGACGGGAGAGCGUGUGCACGAGCCAUGACAACCAUGCUGAGCCCAAAGAUCAGACAGACCAGGAGAGCCAGGUCAAAGAGCAUGGUGAUGGGAGAGGUGUCACGAGGCUCUUGCCGGCCGGGUUCCCCUAGCCUCCAGGAGGGGGCGCUGAAGACCGGAUGGCUGAAGAAGCAGCGCAGUAUCAUGAAGAAUUGGCAGCUUCGAUGGUUUGUGCUGCGCUCAGACCAGCUCUAUUUCUACAAAGACGAAGAAGAAACCAAACCACAGGGUGUUAUACCUCUGCAGGGAUGCCAGGUGAACGAGCUCACAGCAAACCCAGAUGAACCAGGAAGACACCUGUUUGAGAUCAUACCAGGUGGGUCAGGAGAGAAAGACCGGGUUCCCAUGAGCCAUGAAUCCAUUCUGCUGAUGGCAAACUCCCAGACAGACAUGGAUGACUGGGUGAAGGCCAUACGACGGGUCAUCUGGGCUCCAUUUGGAGGAGGUAUUUUCGGCCAGCGUUUGGAAGACACGGUGCAGUAUGAGAAAAAGUUCGGCCCCCGCCUGGUCCCCCUGUUGGUAGAGCAGUGUGUGGACUUCAUCAGAGAGAGGGGUCUGGAUGAGGAGGGUCUCUUCAGGAUGCCAGGGCAGGCCAACCUUGUCAAAAAACUCCAGGAGGCCUUUGACUGUGGAGACAAGCCUUUGUUUGACAGUAAUACAGACGUCCACACGGUGGCAUCCUUGUUAAAGUUGUACCUGAGAGAGCUGCCUGAACCAGUUAUUCCCUUCUCCAAAUAUGAAGACUUCCUCACCUGCGCACAGCUUUUAGCCAAAGAUGAAGAAGAGGGGAUCCAGAAGCUUGGAAAACAAGUAAACACUCUACCUCUACCUAACUACAACCUCCUCAACUACAUAUGCAAGUUUCUUGAUGAGGUUCAGUCCCACUGCAACGAGAACAAGAUGAGUGUCCAGAACCUGGCCACAGUAUUUGGACCAAAUAUCCUCCGACCCAAGAUGGAGGACCCUGUAACUCUAAUGGAAGGAACUUCUCUAGUCCAGCACCUAAUGAUGGUCCUCAUCAGGGAACACAAGCGUCUGUUCUCAGGGAGGGACCAAGAGGGACCCCUUUUACCCCAAACUGAGAUACCUAUCCAGGGGCAUCAGCUCCAACAUCGCAGCUUGGGAGCCUGGAUCUCCGAGGAGGACCUACAAAGCGCUCCUGUUUCCAACUCUGACCAAGAACUUCAUAGCAGUGCCUCAUCUCUGGAUGUAAAGCUGUGCACAGCCAUCACUCCCACCCAGACCUCAAACCCUGGACCAAAACUUGGGUCUGGGGCGAGUAAAGGAGAGAUGGUGGUCAGCCCAAGUAAGCAAGCCAAGGCCAUACCUUCUUGGAAAUACACAUUUAAAAGCUCCUCAGCUCCUCGCUCUCAGACACAAGCUAAACAAAGCACCACAGCUGGAGCGGUGGCAGAAACUACCAACGUGUCUACUGGUGGGGGUGGGAAUGGAGGCAACUGGCUCAUGAAUGGCUUGUCAUCCUUAAGGGGGCAUCGCCGCACAUCAUCAGGUGAACGAUCUGCCCGUGAUCGUGACUCCACGGGUUCCUCCCAGAGACUGUCCACCUAUGACAAUGUCACCUCUUCCAGCCUGGGGAGCGUUGCCAGCGUUUCCAGCACACCGUGGUCCACUUCCUCAUGUGAAAUCUCUGUGCUCGAUUCAAGCGUUGAGCCUUCAGCACUCCAGAAUUUUGGAGGUGCGGUAGAGGAUGAUGAGAAGGCAGAGUGGAUAGAGAGCCAGCACGAGCCAGAGAGAGAAGGGGAUGGUGGGAUAACGACCCAGCCAAGCUCAGAGCAGGACAGCUAUGAAGCCAUGGAGCUUUGCAGCAGCGCUGCCUGCAGCGAGAACGAAAACCUACCAGCAGCAGCUGGGGUGCCAUCCAUCAUUAUGACAGAAGACGGGGAUGGGACAAACCUAACUCUGAGCAGUCUGACGGAGGGACUGAAGGACGAGCUAAAAAAACAGAAGUCCACGUAUGAGGCCAGGAUUCAAAAGCUGGAGGAAUCCAGUGCUGCUCUGAGUGCCCAGAUGCAACGCCUAGAGCAAGAAAUGGAACAAGAGAAGAAGAAGCAGCGCAUGCUGGAGAUCAAACUGAGAAACUCUGAGCGGGCAAGAGAAGAUGCUGAGAACCGCAACCGCCUCCUGGAGAAAGAGAUGGAGGACUUCUUCUCCACUCUGGGUGAUCUAGCUCUGAGCACGAGGACAAGCAACAUUUGAUGAAACACAGUGUUUGAUUUGAAGCCAACUCUGUGGGGGACCUAUACAAUUCUGUGUGCAUUAUUAAUAUAACAAAAUAUGUGAAAAAUGUUGCACAUUUCCAAUAAACGUGAACCCGAUGUGUGGAUUUACAGAAAUUCUUUAAGGAAAUGUUUCUCUUGUUAGGAAGUUCUCCUUUCAUGUUAAUAUAAAGAAGGUGCUCCUUUGAUGAAAUCACUCUCAGUCCAGGGUUUUCUAGUUUGUGCAACAUUUCAGUCCCAAAUCUGCUAAAACUGUUGAAUCGUCAGAAACGCCAGAUUAACACCUUUCUCAUAGCCUUAAACUCUAAAGGAUAACAGCCUCAGGUUGGACAAACAGAAUUUAACAAAAGGCAUCGGUGUCAGGUGGAGCGUUAGGCUAACCCCUAUUUCACACUGGAAGCAUUAGCGGCGCGGAACGUCGCUGCUUCACAUAGAAUCCAUUAUAGUGUAUGGGGGUUUCAAAUCAGCCAUGAUUUGGCCAUUUUCAGGCUCAGAAGCGGCAUGUCGUGCCACGCCAUUUAAGAUAAGAUCAGGUUCUAUAUUUGCCAUGAGCUGCUUUUGGGACACAUCAAUUCCCACAGUUAACAUAGGGCUAGACAUGAAAUCACACAGUUUCAGUGUAAAAUCCUUGGUAAUUUGCAAUACAAAAGUACUGCAGCGAUGCGAUUUCAGCUGUGUGUUUUACAUGGCUUUAAUCCUGAUAGUGGAGAGGAACAUCAUCAUAUAUGACAUCAUCCAGCGAUUUCAAACAUGAUCGCUUCUUUUUGGUUUAAUGGCAGAUUGCAUUAACAAACUGUGCCCUUUGAAUUCUCAAGGGAUCUCGUGAUCCCGCGAGUCCAGCGAGGAAGCCGUUCCACAGUCAAGACUCUCCCAGUGUGUACUGGACCACAAUGAAGCUCGCGAGUAAAACGUAGGGACAGCAGUCGAAGAUUAGAAGUUGUAUUGUCCCGUGAUCAGAUACCAACGACGUCCCAUGAGAAACAUUUUUAAGUAAAAUGUGUGGUGCAUUUGGUCAGAAGGGUUAUCUAAUAGAAAAAUCAAGUAAAACAUUUGCUUGAACCAUAAUAAAAUCUUUGGUACACGUUAGUGGUGUGAGGUGAACGAGUCAAGCUUUUCUUUGUCACAAAGCACUUGAUUUUUUUUCUGUCUUUUCUUUUUUAUGGCAGUUGGACAACAGCAAAUGUACAAAAAUGUUGUAUCCACUUUUAGAUCAUUGAUGAUCACAUGUGACUAACGUAUUCCUUCUCUGGUUCCCUGCACCCAUCCCUGACACUUGCACAUCGAUGGCCCGGUACAAAUAUUAGCACCGUUAACACCCUUGCACGUUUUACGUGGGAAACGUUUGUGUUACAGACCACAGACUGACUUCAUCUCUAGAUUAAACAACCAUCUAAGUGUUUACAAAAUAACAUUAGAAUGAGCAGCUGAGAUACUUUGAAGCAAUAGUUUAACAUUUAGAAAACAAUUGGCUUUCACGUUUACCACCAUCUAUGUCUGGAUACAGGGGAUGCCUCCUUUGAGGACCACAUUUGAAGGCUGAUUACGCCACAGCAAUGAAGGCUGUCACAAUUUCAAGGCUUUUUUCGUUUGUAGCCUACAAAUGCUUCUUUCUUUUCCUCAGAUUUAAAGGACAGGUCUGGUGUAUCCUUCGUGGCCUACGCUAUCCCAAGAUUCAUUCCAGGCCGAACGGGAGAUUUCAGUUCUUGUGUUGAUGGUGGAUGAAGUGGGAGAGGAUUACAGUAUUAAAUAAUAAAAAAUGGGGGUGAAAUGUUAAAAAUUAGUUGCGUUAUUGGACUUUUGUUGUUUGUUUCAUAUGCUGGCUACAACAGUAAAGCUGCUGUUGCUCCUUUGAGGAUAAACUAUGAAAAAAGCUCAGCAAAGUUUCGAAUUUUGUUUUGACUCACUUCCGUCUCGUCUCGUCUCGUCUUCCUCCGCUUAUCCGGGUCCGGGUCGCGGGGGCAGCAUCCCAACUAGGGAGCUCCAGGCCGUCCUCUCCCCGGCCUUGUCCACCAGCUCCUCCGGCAGGACCCCAAGGCGUUCCCGGACCAGAUUGGAGAUGUAACCUCUCCAACGUGUCCUGGGUCGACCCGGGGGCCUUCUGCCGGCAGGACAUGCCCGAAACACCUCCCCGGGGAGGCGUCCAGGAGGCAUCCUGACCAGAUGCCCAAACCACCUCAACUGGCUCCUUUCGAUCCGGAGGAGCAGCGGUUCUACUCCGAGUCCCUCCCGAAUGUCCGAGCUCCUCACCCUAUCUCUAAGGCUGAGCCCGGCCACCCUACGGAGGAAACUCAUUUCGGCCGCUUGUAUCCGCGAUCUCGUUCUUUCGGUCAUUACCCAAAGCUCAUGACCAUAGGUGAGGAUUGGGACGUAGAUCGACCGGUAAAUCGAGAGCCUGGCUUUCUGGCUCAGCUCCCUCUUCCCCACGACAGAUCGGCUCAGCGUCUGCAUCACUGCAGACGCCGAACCAAUCCGCCUGUCGAUCUCCCGAUCCCUCCUACCCUCACUCGUGAACAAGACCCCGAGAUACUUAAACUCCUCCACUUGAGGUAGGACCUCUCCCCCGACCCGGAGGUGGCAAGCCACCCUUUUCCGGUCGAGAACCAUGGUCUCAGAUUUGGAGGUGCUGAUCCUCAUCCCAGCCGCUUCACAUUCGGCCGCGAACCUACCCAGCAAGAGCUGAAGGUCAGAGCUGGAUGAAGCUAGGAGGACCACAUCAUCCGCAAAAAGCAGAGACGAGAUUCUCCUGCCACCAAACUCGACACACUCCACACCACGGCUGCGUCUAGAAAUUCUGUCCAUAAAAGUGAUGAACAGAACCGGUGACAAAGGGCAGCCCUGGCGGAGUCCAACCCUCACUGGGAACAGGUCCGACUUACUACCGGCUAUGCGGACCAAACUCACGCUCCUCUGGUAAAGGGACUGAAUGGCCCUUAACAGAAAGCCACCCACCCCAUACUCCUGGAGUGUCCCCCACAGGGUGCCCCUGGGGACACGGUCAUAAGCCUUCUCCAAAUCCACAAAACACACUUCCAUUUAGCUUAUUCAUGGUUGCUAGGCAACAUGACAUACACCAAAAUAAGGGCACGAAUAAACAUGAAGGCUAGAUUUCACAGCCGCUUAUGAUCUCCCCAGUCAAUGAAGAACCAGGCUUACGCUGACAGUGUAGGAUGGGUCCUUUGAAGGAUGCAGCCUCUGAAUUUAGACACAACCACAGUCUACCUGUAGAAGUUGCAUGGAGCUAGCUGGUAUUUAAGUGCUAGCCUACAAAACAAAACCUCAGACAGCAAAAUGGCAUGCAACAUCUUAUUAGCAUUGUGCCAUGAGCACAACCAGAAAGGUUCUAACAACAACUUUAACAGGGAAAUAAUGGCCCAUUUGACAUCAAAGCUAACUUAGCGUUUAGCAACUGGAUUUUUUUAACCACACUUAAAACUUUAAAUUCUGGAAAAUUGUCAGCUCUAUUUUGCACUACCAGGUCAGUUUGUGCUUGUGAGUGUGUGACAGCUAAAUGAAAAGAAUCUGAUGGGCAUCUCUAGGUGAACAGACUCUAAACACAGCAGGACCUUUAGCAGUCCUUCCUGUUUUUAUUCUAUCUGCCUCCAUUUAUACUGCAAGCAUUUUUAUCAAGACUGAAUGUAAAAUUCAAUUUUGUACAUUUUAACAAAAUCAGUUUUCACAGAACAAGAUGUUCUCGUUUUUUUAUCUCAUGAAAAAACAAACUGAAUAAUGCAAAGGACUUUAGCCAUAGUUGCCUCAAACCCGUCCUAGUUCUCAGGCUACCCCACACUGACCACCUUCAUCUCCAUCUAAGUCCAUUUGAUGGCAAAACCUCAAUCUUCAUCAUCCUCACUGAUGCCAUAACAGCCAAUUAGUUCCUUACAUCCUGAGGCCUGACUCAUUUACCAAACCCUAAAUAUCACAGCUGGACUGCUUCAGCUGUUCACCCACAGGACAUCAGAACCAGCUGCUAGAAAACCCACAACCAAUCAGAAGGAGCUGCUCAGAAGCCAUGCUGACUUUGGCACAUGAAGCUGAACACUGCCCUUAGAGAAACAAUGGAGCUUCCUGGUUAUGCCUUCAGGGAAGUGCUUUUAAAUGUAAAAAUAACAAUGUCUUGAUGCUUGCCUGUGCAGCGAUGUGAAUAUAUGUGAACCACUAGUACACAGGGGCAGUGAUGACUUGUGAUUUUGAAAUGAACUGAUGUUACUGAACACAUUAUUGGUGCCAACUCUUGUGCUGAUCAUGUGAACUGAAUGAAAUUUCUGCUUUCAGAAUGUGUCUUUAUCGUGAAUGUGAUAUUAACAAAACCAGCCCUGGGAAAGAAAUAUUCAACAGAAAGAAACAUUUUUAUUAGAUUAAUCUGACUGCAAAACAGGGUACCGUUGAUCAUGUGAGGACGUUUGUUGCAAUGUAACCCAGUUAGCUAGAAAUUUAUUUUAGAAUGGAUCUUGUAAGAAUUGCAUGUGAUAAAUACUUUAUCAAUUAAUCACCAAUCAGAAAAAUGUAAAGAAAUGUCAGCAACAGUUAUAUCUUAAAGAACCCUUAGAUCAGUGUGGUGUUAUAUGAAAGUGUGCUUUUGACUGGACACUGUAACCCAUGCGUUUGAUUCCACCCUCUUCAUUUUUUGGUGGCUCAGGUUUAGAGACAUUCAUCUCAUGGCUACAGUGCUCGUCUCUUCUUCCCAUCCAUGGUGCUUAUUAUGAACUUCCAUUGUUGUAAUUAAGUGCAGCGAUUCAGAAUAAAGCUGGUAAAUAGAGACAGUGGUGACCUCGAAUGUUUGAAAUGGAAAACGAACAUCCUUCGUUCAUAAUUGACUAAGUUUAUUUUCAGAAGUGUAAAAAAGGUAAAAGGUAAGUUUGGUCUCAAAGAAAAUAUUUUUACACAAUUCUGUGGUGUGUUUCUGUGAAAAAUAACUGUUCCUACAAACUGAAGAAACAUUGGCAUUCCACCUGGAUGUAUCCUUAGCCCCCUCCAAUUCACAAUACUUACACAAGGGUUUUCUGUAAACUAUCCAGGCAGUUUUAUCAUGAAGUUAGCUGAUGACACCUACGUUUUUGGUUUGAUUUCUACCAACUAGGAGUCUAUAAGAGUGAAGAGUAAGAGCUUGCAGACUAGUCUGAAGCACCAGUGUGGCAAAUAUGAAAUAAGACCGUGGAUUCAGGUGACAACAGUAUUAUCUUUGGGUCUUAAGAUAUCCACUGACUUUACAUUGACCACGAACACAACAAGUAUCAUUCAAGUGGCAGUGUAUAGUUUCCUGCAGUUAGGGUGCAGUACAUAUGUACAUUUCAGAGUAGCUUUACAACAUAUCGCUGUGACCGUCGCUAGUUUAAGAAAACAUUACAGUAAAUGUUACCUGUGGAGCAAAGGUUCCUGCACCUGCUGAUUUGUUUGGCCAAAAUAUAUUGCAUCCCUUUUUUGAUUCUGUACUUUCACGUUUAGAAAGUGUUUAGCUGUUUCGUUAUUAAUUUCAUGUUUCUUACUGUUGAAAUGUUUUUGAACGUGACAACGUAACUUCCGUAAGUCGUACGUCCAACCAAUCAUCUAGUGUGACGUCACAGACAUGCACAAGACCCCGAGCCAGCCAGAAGGAAACAUGGAAACAAAGACGCUAGACCUGCACCCUAUGUACUUUAGACCCAAUUUUGAUGGUUGUGUGUCACAAAGCCGCCAAUAUUUUUCCAACGACUGGACAUCAUUUUAUUAAUUUUCAAAGUUCAAAUGGAUAUCUCCAGAGAUCAAAGGUAAAAACUACACAUCGUCUCUUAAAAAUGAUGACACUCAUCCAACCUAUGGACUAUUCACCCUUUUAUUCAGGCAGAAGACUGAGCAGCUUCUGUGGCAAAGAAAGCUUACUCUGAGACUUCUGAACUCUGACGCAUCAGCAUUCUUCAUCGUUUCCUUCAGUAUUUUAGACAUCUGUGACUUUGCGUCAUAACACCUUUGAUGUAUAGACGUGAAGCUGGAUUAUUUUCGUAUUCCUGACAAAAUAUUCUUUCAAUGACAACUGACUACAAUGCAAAUGUGUAGGUUUCAGAGACGCACUUCAAAACAGCCUCAAAUUGUCUUUAACUUGGUAACAAAAACACAAACCUCAUAAAAGAAAGACACACUCACCAAAUAAAGUGUAUUUCUUUAAUGUGCAGUACAUUUUUCAGAGGUGGCACUGAAUUCCAAGUGCCUAUUCUUUAUUUUCAUUGGUUGCAGUUGAUGUGCAGAUCCAGAAAUUCUAACUAGUAGCAUGGCUGAAAUCUCUAGCAAAUAUUACAAACCAGCACCAUAAAAUAACGUGACUCCUUGUAGGUAUUUACUCACUUGUUUGUGUUUCUUAACAUACUAAUAACCCUUAGAUUACCAUAAUAACAAAAAGUCAGACCAGUGUGAGUGAAAUAAACUGGCUGAAAUUUUUUAGGGUAAGACCGAAUAUGUAACAUCAUAACUAUAAAAAAAAUCACAGAAAUUAAAAUUGAUCUUAUUCAUAAAAAAGGAAAACAUGGAUCGACAGUACCAAACUUUUUUUUUUACCUUCAGAGGACAGCUAACACAGGCUAAGCCCAUCACGUAAAACUAGCAGUUUGCUGAAGGUAUUGCACAUUUAGGUAAAAAAAAAAAAAAAUUAACAAAAGAAAAAAAUAAAGAGAACUAGAAA
Messenger RNA from Nothobranchius furzeri (turquoise killifish), 9218 nucleotides. RefSeq names its product Rho GTPase activating protein 22b (gene arhgap22b). Gene Ontology annotation, molecular function: GTPase activator activity. Gene Ontology annotation, cellular component: focal adhesion. NCBI's taxonomy places the organism in Eukaryota, Metazoa, Chordata, Actinopteri, Cyprinodontiformes, Nothobranchiidae. Gene Ontology annotation, biological process: activation of GTPase activity; signal transduction. The record is from RefSeq and is a predicted model, not a curated record.